AUGGGUGAGAAUGAAAGCAGCCGUGACCCGGUCAUUCUCACCCGUGUACACGUCACCCGGUUAAUCCUGGCAGCCCUUAAUAAAGCACAGGUGCAGACAGACAUUGAGAAGUGGGUAUUGGAUGAAGAUUUAGAUAAACAAAUUGAGGAACGCGAACAAACAGAAAAUAAAUUCUUUUCUUUAAUUGCUGAAGCUGAAGCUCUGUUAGAAUAUUACAAUAAUGAAAACCAAUCUGAAACUUCAUCUGCCAACACUCAGUCUGCCUUAAAUCUGAAGCUACCUCCAUUACAUAUUUUAAGAUUCGACGGACAGACCAGCAUGUGGAUAACCUUCAGGGAUACCUUUCUGUCUUUGAUUCAUGAGAAUGGAAGUAUUCAAGAAGUUGCUAAGUUUCACUAUUUGAAGUCCUAUCUAGAUGGCGCUGCCAGUGACGUUAUUAGUUCUAUCGCUGUUUCUGCAGCUAAUUAUCAAAUUGCUUGGAACUUAUUAUGUGAUAGGUACAAUAAUAAACGUAUAUUAAUUAAUGAGCAUUUAAAAGCGAUAUUUUCAAUCGAACCUUUGUCUAAGGAAUCAGAUAAGGGUAUUCGUUGUUUAAUUGAUGCAUUUUCUAAAAAUUUAAGCGCAUUAAAUAGUUUAGAAGAGCCGACCGAUUCAUGGGACACGAUUAUUAUAUACAUAGCAGUUAGUAAAUUAGACAGUAUUACAGCGGGUAAAUGGGAAGAAUUUAGAAGCAAUAAGGAAUCACCUACUUUACAAAAUUUUUAUACAUUUUUACGUCAAAGGGCAACAGUUUUAGAGACAGUCAAUGCUAAUAGAUCAAAUAAAAAUGAAAAACGCAACAAUAUGGUUAAAUCUAAAUCAUUUAUUAUUUCCUCAAAGACAUCUCCUGAUUUUUCUUGCACAGUUUGUGGUUUAAAACACAAGUUGUUUGACUGCAGUAUGUUUAAAUCGUUACCAAUAGAAGAACGUAUUGCUAAGGUUUCUGCCGGUCGUCUAUGUAAGAAUUGUUUCCGAGGCGGCCAUCGAUCAUUCCAGUGCAAAAUGAGCGGCUGUAGAAUCUGCAAAGGAAAACAUAAUACCCUAUUACACAAACAACUUUCAUUACCUGUAAAUUCAACCACUCCACCUCAAGCACACAUACCAUGUGAUCAACAAACACAUGAUUCAUCUACAGUACUGACAACUACACACAAUGCUACCAUUCUAAAUGAACCUAAAACCACAGCUAAUUUCUCGAAUUCUAUAAUUAUGUCUGCUGUCGCCGCCAAUCAAGCUCUUUUGUCUACAGCGUUGGUCAAGGUGACAAACAAUGACAAACCCUACAUAUUAAGGGCUUUAUUAGAUAGUGGUAGCCAGUCUACGUUUAUAACUACAAAGGCACUACAGUUGAUCGGACUAAACAAUAUUCAAAGUGUUCAUCAAUGUGUUUCUGGUAUUCCAAAUAAUAUACAACUUGCAGAUCCUAAGUUUUAUCAAUCAUCAGAAAUUGAUAUUCUUUUGGGAGCUGAUGUUUUUUGGGAGUUGCUAGAUAAUUCAAAAAUAAAACUAGGUCCUAAAUUACCUAUCCUUCAAAAAACUCAAUUAGGCUGGAUUGUAACCGGUCCUAUUAGCGGAGGUAGUUCAAAUAGUCAUGUUAUCAAAUGCCAUUUUUCUCAAGAGAUAUAUAAACAACUAGCUAUGUUCUGGGAAUUAGAAGAAAUACCUAAUAAUCCUAAAUCUCUUGAUGACAAUUAUUGUGAGAGGUUCUUUCGAGAAACUACUAAACGAGAUGACAAUGGAAGAUUUUGUGUACAAAUUCCACUUAAAGAAUCACCACAAGUGUUAGGUGAUUCAUACAACGUUGCACUUAAAAGGUUUAAACAAAUGGAAAGAAAGUUUAAACGCGAUUCUUCUUUCCAUCGAAAUUAUAGUAAUUUUAUAUAUGAGUACAAAGAGUUAGGGCAUCUUGAUGAAAUAUCCGAUCAUGAAAAAUUAGGCUAUUAUCUUCCGCAUCAUGCAGUAAUCCGAGAGAGUAGUAGUACCACAAAAUUACGUGUGGUUUUCGAUGCAUCGUCAAAAACGUCAUCUGGAAAAUCCUUAAAUGAUAUUCAAUAUGUAGGUCCAGUAGUACAGAACGAUUUACUAUCUAUCUUAAUACGCUAUAGACAACACAAAUUCGUUAUCACAGGAGAUAUUGAAAAAAUGUAUAGGCAAAUUCUUGUCGACCCUAAUCAGCGCAGUUUGCAAAAAAUUUUAUGGCGUGAUAACGAACAGCAACCAAUUAAAACAUUUCAAUUAAACACCGUAACCUAUGGUACCGCUUCUGCACCAUUUCUCAGUACCAGGUGCCUCAUUCAAUUGUCAUUGGAAUGCACUGAUCCUAUUAUAGCAAGGUUAUUGAAGGAAGAUUUUUAUGUAGAUGAUUUUUUAUCGGGUGCUGAGACUGAAUAUGAGUUAAAAAAUAUAGUUAACUCUGUAACUACUAUUCUAGCCUCUGCUUGCUUUCCGCUUCGUAAAUUCCGAACGAACGCCCCAUCUAUAUUUGAUGAUAAUCCUGACACCUUGACACCCAAAGACUUAGAUGUGAAUGCUCGAACUAGUGCUUUAGGUCUUAAGUGGGAUCCACGAAGUGAUACUCUUGAGUUUUCUUUAAAUAUUAAUACACAAGAGAGGAUUACUAAAAGAUCAAUCCUGUCCAACUCAGCUAAAUUAUUUGACCCCUUAGGUCUAUUAGGACUUUGUACUAUCAUUCCAAAAAUGAUUUUACAAAAAAUAUGGUUGAGCAAAUUGGAAUGGGAUGAUCCUUUACCAAAGGAACUGGAACAGUUGUGGAUAGAUUUUAUUUUAAAUUUGAACAGUCUAUCAUCUGUUCGUAUUCCUCGUUGUGUUUGUAUAGCUAAUCCCAUUAAUGUCGAGCUACAUGCGUUUUCAGAUGCAUCUGAAUCAGCAUAUGCAUCAUGCAUGUACAUGAGAUCGAUUGAUGAUGCAGGAAAUAUUUUAGUUAGAUUACUAUGUGCAAAAACCAAGGUCGCUCCACUUAAAGCUAUUAGUAUACCUCGAUUAGAACUUUGCGGUGCAUUAUUAUCAGCCCGGUUAAGUGCAAAGGUAAUGAGUUCAAUUCGACGUAAAAUUACAUCUAUAUAUUUCUGGACAGAUUCAUCAAUAGUUCUUGGGUGGUUACACUCGCAAUCUCGCGACUUGAAAACAUUCGUGUCCAAUCGAGUAUCGGAAAUUCAGCAGCUAACACUUGCGCAAUCUUGGAGACAUGUGCCGAGUCAACUAAAUCCAGCUGACUUAGCAUCGCGUGGCUUGAAUCCCAAACAAAUUCAGAGGGUAAAUUUAUGGUGGGAUGGUCCUGAAUUUCUAAGGCAAGAUGAAAGGGAAUGGCCGCAAAACAUUGCACUUCUAAGUGAUUUACCUGAAAGAAAAAAUCUAACUACUACUGCUAAAACAUUAACAAACACUGUUACAACUACAUACACACAUACAAGUAUUAAUAUUAAUAAAGUCACGCAAAUUAUUGAUUUCAACAAGUAUUCUAAAUUUACAACUUUACAGAGAGUCAUGGCUUAUAUACUAAGAUAUUUACAUAACAGUAAAUGUAAAAUAGACAAACAUACGGGACACUUAACUGUCGAAGAACUUAAUUUAGCGAUGAAAAGGUUAAUUAAACUACAUCAACAAGAAUGUUUUGCUACUGAGAUAAAUAUUUUAAAAAUAAACAAAAACUUACCUUCUAAAUCGCGACUGCUUUCUCUAAGUCCAUUUCUAGACGAUAACGGGUUCCUGCGUGUCGGUGGCCAUCUCCAAAAUUCUUCUGAAAUUUAUACAAAAAAGCAUCAAAUUUUGCUUGACUGCAGUCACAAUUUUACUAAACUUCUUUUUGCAUAUAUGCAUAAAAAGCAUUUACAUAGUGGACCACAAUUAUUAUUAGCCAACAUACGAAAUGAAUACUGGCCUCUGAAGGGUAGAAUUUUGGCUCGUGGUACAAUAAAUAAAUGUUCUGUAUGCAGAUUAAUGAAAGCUAAAUCUAUAAAUCCUUUAAUGGGAAACUUACCAGCUUCAAGAGUUACUCCAAGUUAUCCAUUCGAAGUCAGCGGUGUAGAUUUUGCCGGGCCGUUCUUGAUCACAGACAGAAAGGGACGCGGUUGUAAAAUAUCGAAGAGCUAUUUAUGCUUAUUUAUUUGUUUUGCCACAAAGGCAAUACAUUUAGAAAUCGCUAGCGAUUUAUCAACGGAUGCAUUUAUUAUGUGCCUUCGUCGGUUUAUAUCACGCAGAGGAAAACCGAAUCAAAUCUAUUGUGACAACGGUACUAAUUUCGUAGGUGCAAAUAAUGAAAUUAAUAGUUUUCUAAAUUCAGAACAUGAAAACAUCUCCACGUUUGGCGCUGAUGAGGGCAUUAAAUUUAAUUUCUCACCUGCAUACUCUCCUCACUUUGGAGGUCUUUGGGAAGCCGGCGUAAAGGCGGCCAAAUUUCAUGCGGUCAGAAUAUUAGGUGAUAGGCAUUUGACGUUCGAGGAAUUGUCGACUUUAUUCACACAAAUCGAAGCAAUCCUAAAUUCCCGACCUUUGACCCCUCUCUCAUCCGAUCCUACAGACUUAGAACCUUUAACUCCAGGGCACUUCAAUAAAUCAAGACAAUCUAAAGGAAGGAGACAUGGUUAUCUUGAAGGAGCCUAA
This is a messenger RNA of Galleria mellonella (greater wax moth), 4659 nucleotides long. RefSeq lists its product as uncharacterized. The transcript is spliced from 4 exons. Gene Ontology annotation, molecular function: nucleic acid binding. Gene Ontology annotation, biological process: DNA integration. Bases 1 to 4659 code for a protein of 1552 amino acids. The record is from RefSeq and is a predicted model, not a curated record. NCBI's taxonomy places the organism in Eukaryota, Metazoa, Arthropoda, Insecta, Lepidoptera, Pyralidae.